GGGAGAAAGGAAUGGACGUCAAGUCUGGAAAAUGCUUCAAGUGUGGCGAACCUGGUCACUUGGCUCGUUUCUGUCGUGGGGUGGACAUAAGGCGCCACCCUCCCUACAGCGAUUACCGUCGUGGACCCCCACCCCCACCUCGUUAUGGCGGUCGUGGUCGUUCACCUAUUCCUUAUGGACGCGAUCCCUAUGACUAUUCAUACCGUGGUCGAGGCUACUCUCGUUCACCUGACCGUGGAUACGGUGGAUAUCGUGGACGCUCGCCUUACCGUCCUAGCGGCGGAUACCGUGGUCGCUCACCUUCUCCUUAUUAUCGUGAUUCUGGACGUGGUCGUUCUCCAAGCCCGUAUGGGUAAGUUGAAAGACGUUUAAUAUGUUCAGUAUUUGUUACGAAGGCCUAUUCGUGUCCUUGUUCUAUAUCACAUUUGUUUUUAUCCAUUCAUUGUUGUGUCGUGAGCGUGUUUUUUUCGUACCUUUUCUUUGUCUUCUUCGCCCUUUCGCCGGUUGAUAUCAUGGAGUUAUCCUAAAUGCACCAGCAUUGGCGUGUUCUCGCUAGUCGACUAAUUUUCAAUUCGGACGUGAUAAAGAGCAGGCGUGCCACAGGUCAACAGGAAAAAAAUAGGCGGCUUUUUAUUAUUCUUAUUCUUAUUCGCUCUCUUCAAGUUGAAAAUGGAAAUUGGAUUCACACUUUGGACAUUUGAGUACAUUUUCAUUUUAUGGUUAUGAUCAUACGAAGAGACACCGGGG
Lobosporangium transversale is the source of this 747-nucleotide messenger RNA. RefSeq lists its product as hypothetical. Lineage: Eukaryota; Fungi; Mortierellomycota; Mortierellomycetes; Mortierellales; Mortierellaceae. Bases 12 to 356 code for a protein of 114 amino acids. Gene Ontology annotation, molecular function: nucleic acid binding; zinc ion binding. The record is from RefSeq and is a predicted model, not a curated record. The transcript is spliced from 2 exons.